This is a messenger RNA of Aspergillus niger, 1908 nucleotides long. RefSeq lists its product as uncharacterized. Bases 1 to 1908 code for a protein of 635 amino acids. The record is from RefSeq and is a predicted model, not a curated record. The transcript is spliced from 7 exons. NCBI's taxonomy places the organism in Eukaryota, Fungi, Ascomycota, Eurotiomycetes, Eurotiales, Aspergillaceae.
AUGACUCAUGCUAGGCUUGGUACAGGAUUUCUCCAUGCUGAUCGUCCCGCGAUAAUGAAAGGUAAGGUUCAACCUCAGAUCAGGUCGAAAAGCAAGGGUCCGCAUAGUGUUACUACUUCCUCCACUACGCAAAUAAACAAGUACUCCAGAUCGCUCAACCCCGCUUUUAGUUUCAAUGUACAGGUGGAAACUCCUAAAGGAAUGCUUUCGAAAGCCUAUGAUUGUCAUGGAGCUUUCCUUGGCAAUGCGGCAUCAAAAGUUGGUAAUUAUGAGCUGUCUAGAGGCAAUACCACUCAAAGAAAAGGAAGGCCGCUCAUUAAUUCAGUUGGGAAGAUGAGCCACGAUCCUCCAGGCGACCCUUUAAUGUCGCAUUCGUCACGCCGGCUCCGGCGUCUAUACGAACCUCUAUCCCUACUUCAGACGCUGGGAAAUGUUCGAGGUUUGCGUAUCAGAGCCUGUGACAUACCGCAGGAUAAUUCUGGUUUCAACGCCAUAAAAAGUCAUAGGUCAUUUGUGGAUGCACUUGCCUACGCCUGCGCAUACAAGAAGGAGCCUGCCUAUGUGACCGCGGUCGCGUUGGAAAAGAGACCAGAAGAAAUAGUGGUUUGGCUAGCAGCGAACAAGAAUGUGGAGGAAACCGUUGUCAGCUUUGCUCAAGAUGUCUUGAGAAUUGUACAAUGGCUGGCAAGAAACCCAUCGGCUCAACUGAGCACCGAAGAUGGCCAAAGAUCCCUUAAUCUUUUGACGAGCAGAGUCUUGCACUUUAAUGCCCCCAAAAUCUAUGCUUAUUAUGAGCAAAUUGUGAGGAAAGCUGCGCCUCCAGUAAUAGCAAAGCUUUCUAAUGGGCAGCAUGAAGGUAACCCUGAUGUUGCCAAUCUCAAAAAUUGGCUGUCCCAGCACCUGCAAAGGGACGGUGUACAACUCCAAGAAGUGGAUAUGGCGAAAUUGGCCGUCAUAAGUCACAACUCACGAGAUACCUUCGAGGUCCUCCGAGACCUAGCCAUGGAAUCACAUGAGUCUCACACUUUUGAGCGGCUCUUUAAGCUGCUCAGUAAACUUGGGAAGCAUGUGAUCAUGAGCAAACGAAUAAUCGAAGGCGCAAUAUUCUUACGUUCAGACUUUGCAAGAGGGAUGAGACUCGAGACAGUUCCUGCGUCUCGAGAGCGUCCCCUUCCCUUUUCGCCCCGCAAGUACAAUAUCGAAGGCAUUAGCAACCGGAUGUUCUCUAGUGAUUCAGCAGAGAAGCAGAGGUUUCUUGCCCGUCUGCGGACAAUUUGGGAUACAAAAGAAUGGGACAAGAACUUGGCUAAGGAGCACCUCCCGGGUAAAAGCAUUGUGCAUGCUGAAAUAUUGAUACUCGAUCAUUUUGAGAAGACCGGUGGAGAUUUUCUGAAUAAUUCGGACAAGUAUAUCGGAUGCAGCAAGCCUGCCUGUUAUCUUUGCUAUCACUAUAUCUGCAAUCACCCAGGCCGUUAUAUUCGCCCUUCAUCUCACCAGAAACUUUAUAUGAGGUGGCGCCUUCCCGACAUCAGCGAAACAGAACCGAACGCCGCCCCCCGUUUCAGAAACCAAGAGCAGAUUCUCAAUAAUCUGAUCGAUCUAGUACGACGGGAAUUGAAGAAUGACAUUGAAACUGGAGUGGGCAAGAUGAAGGAAUGCCCUGACUCAACAGCAGGAGGAACUUCGAACAUGUUUGAACUUGAGACAGGACUAGAGGCCGACAUGGGUUCUUUAUCUUUCCAAGAGCUCCGACACCAAAUUGACCCCGACUUCCAAUACGUCGUUAUUCCCGACCCAGUCAGCAGUUCUAGUAGUGCCUCUAGCAUUCACUCGCGUUCUAGCGCGGAUACUGCUGUGUCUGAAGGGGAUGAAGUUGAAUACGAUAGUGACGGGGGAGUAGUUGUCUAA